This is a messenger RNA of Anopheles funestus (African malaria mosquito), 3060 nucleotides long. RefSeq names its product leucine-rich repeat neuronal protein 3. The transcript has 5 exons. The record is from RefSeq and is a predicted model, not a curated record. NCBI's taxonomy places the organism in Eukaryota, Metazoa, Arthropoda, Insecta, Diptera, Culicidae. The coding region runs from base 1000 to 2568 and encodes 522 amino acids. Gene Ontology annotation, molecular function: protein binding. Gene Ontology annotation, cellular component: extracellular matrix.
GGGGAAACUAUCAUCGUUCAAACAGUCGUACUUUGUUGAUCGCGAACGAUCGGGCAAAUUUAUGCGUAUCAAGGCUUUCUGUGAUCGCUCUUAGUAAUCGCUGAUCGAUGGAACUGGCACAACGCACCGUUUGUUUGCAAACAAAUCAUUAUCGUCAUUCCACUUCUUGCAAGACAAACCAAACCAGACGAAAUGAAACGUUGUAGAAGGUGAUGUCUCGAGUGCUUUGCUACGGACCAGUCGAAUUCGUACCCUUCGCGGUAUUCGAGCGUGCGCGUGUGCGUGAGUGUUGUUGAAACGUGGUUGGCCUUGAGUUGACGCGACGUGCAGUGAGCGCGCGCAAUCGUUUUUGUACCGCGCGUUGUCAAAGCUUUCGCGUCAUUCAAUGCGAUCGUACUUUUGUGAUUGUUGUGAUAUUGUCCAGUGAACAAUUAAAUGUGUGCUUUAAUUCUUUUUCUACAAUGAAAACAAUUGGUUAAAGAUGAACUUACAAGCCGUCGUUACAAGGCGCAUCUGAACGGCGCAACAAGCAUUCUGCUGAAGAAACCACAAACUUCUGGCUAACUUUGUGCAGCGAAUUUGAUGAUAAGAUAAGAAAGAUUGUUGAGCUGCUAUGGGAAUAUGGAGAGAGAGAAAAAACUCCUGUUACUUAUAAGCCGACGGGGGACCGACGCAGGAACAAAUGGCAAGGUGGCACCUAGUGAUAUGAGGAGGUGCACGCGUUAUCUACGGUGAUACGAUGUUACGAUCGAACUUGGUGCCGCAGCGUAAAAUACGACAUUAUUCCCAACGGCCUAACGCUGGCCACACGCUGUAAGUAGUGUAACACCUGUGCUCCAGUUUUCGCCAAACGAUUGCCGACGUCCUAAAUGUGAGCGUGCGGUUCUGCCAAGAUAAAAGUGAAAACUCAACGUGCCAAAACCUGUGUUAUCUUGUUUUUGGGGCGUGCCGUGUAUGUUGCAUCUCUAUCAGUGAUAACGUGGUGCCGAACCAGUGAAAAUGAUGCUCUUCGGGGGACAGAAAUGUUUUUCCCGUUCAAUGGCGAUGCUUGCUACGGCCGCAUUACUACAAGCGCUCACUUCCGGCAUCGUGUAUGCAGAUGAUGCCACUAACGAGACAACAACAGUUGCAAGCAUUACGACCACUACCGAAACCACCACCAUAGCGACGACUCCCAUCCCUCAACCAUCCAAACUCUGUGACAGCUGCAACUGCAAUAAAGAUGCCGCCCUUUUCGAUUGUAGUAGCAAAAACAUUGGUCCAAAAUCCUACUCCCUAGAGGAGUGGGAAUCGUUAAACACCGGUGGAUUGAACGUCAAAUCGGUGCUGCUUGUAUCGAGCGGUCUGAAGGAGGUGACCCGAUUUCCGCCGAUGAACAUUACCAUUUUAGAUUUGAGCCACAACGAGAUAGCGACAAUUGAAAAGCCAUGCUUUAAAAACCUAACAUCGCUACAGGUCCUCGAUCUGUCACACAAUCGGCUCCAAACGGCAGCCCUUACGCCGGAAAUCUUUGUUGGACAUUUUUCCCCCACCGAAUAUGAACCGCUGAAGCAGCUCCGCGUUCUGCGUCUCGGUGCGAACGAGCUGCACUCACUGAAUCAGGAUUUGUUCGAACAUUUGCCAGCCCUGGAAGAGCUCAGCCUGGAGCUAAAUCCAUUCAAGGUGAUCGAUCAGCAGUCGGAAAUUGCCAUCGCCAGCAUCGAUCGGCUUGUCAGUCUCGAUCUAAGCUAUAUGGAGCUGGAAGAGAUACCGAAGUAUCUGUUCCACACACCCACAGGUCUGCAGUAUCUCAACCUGACCGGGAAUCUGUUUCCAGCAAUUCCGCCAGCGUUGUCGUACGCCAAAGGCCUUCGAUGGCUUAGCUUAGACGAGAAUCCGAUCGACUCGAUCGUAGUGGGCAGCGAGUUCCCGCCCUUGAAGAAGCUUACGUUCCUCAGCCUAUCCUACAUGACGCAACUAAGGGUGAUUGGUCGAGGUGCUUUCAGCGGGCUAGAAUCGUUGCAGGAGAUACAUAUAACGAACAAUCCACACCUGGGCUAUCUUCACGGACAUGCAUUCGUGCGUAAUGACACUGACAACCCGGAACAGUUGGAUUGGCCACCGAUCAAACGGUUUUACCUGCACAACAAUAACAUAUCUUACCUGGACGCACAGCUACUGGUGCAGUGGGACACCAUGGAGGUGAUCGACAUUCGUGUUAAUCCGUGGGCUUGCGAUUGUUCUAACCGGUGGGUACUGCUCUCACUGCUCCCCAUCAUCGAACGAACAACGCCAGCGAUCCUCAAUAAUAUAGACUGCAACAGUCCACCACAGAUGGCAGGUUUGUCCAUGGUCGAUCUGUCGCACAAAAACACACACAUGCGAUGUUCCGACACGGCCGGUAACAAUCCGUCCAAUGACGGUUCCCUGCUGAUGGGACUGCUGAUCGGUGUACUGCUGGCGAUUCCAUUGACUGCCGCCGUCUGGUGCGUGUACAAACGAGGCUGCUUCGGGUUGUUUGGUCGAGGUAAUUCGGCCGCUUAUUCACGUGCCUUCUAUAGCCGAACUACACUCAACGAGGAGUUUUAGUGCGGAUAAAAGGGGAGAGAGGAAAGAGACGGAAAAUACCUGCGCCAUAACACUUUUUUUUUAUUUCGUAUCCAUGUACUUCCGUAUUGUGACUUACCGUACCCGUAAUUAAAACACUGCUGCCAGCCACUGUUGUGUUGUGAGCUGCUUGCAGAGCUAGCCGGACUGUUCAGCUCACCGAAGUGAGCAAGUGAGCAAAUGCUCUCACCAUUUCUGCUUACUCACCACGGUGAGCUGAGUACAUGAAGUACUAGUGAGCUCAGUAGCUCAUGACAAGACACUAGCCUAGCCGCAGUAAGAAAUACUAGAAUAGUGUUGAUAGUGUAUAUGAAAAUAAGCGUUACUAGCACUAGACACUAUGCGAAGAUGAGCGUAAGGAAAAACAAUUGGAUUUGGAUAGCAUUUCAACUUAUCCAUACGCUUUUAAGGAAUACUUAAUUGUAAUAGGUGCAUUUCUUUUACACAUCCACAAUAAACAAAAUAAAUAACCAA